GGCAACCAAAAUUAUCAACUCUCUCCGUACUGGGCACAUGAAAAAUGCACAAAAAUUUGCCUACUUCAUGGUUUUGGAUUUUGAAGCAACUUGUGAACGGGAUAGAAAGCUUCCAGUUCCUGAAAUUAUCGAAUUCCCAGUUCUCAUGGUAAACGCUUCUACACUUCAAACUGAAGCUAUUUUCCAUCACUAUGUUCGUCCCACUAUUAAUCCAGUAUUAAGUGAUUUUUGUACAGAGCUGACUGGUAUCAUACAAUCCAUGAUAGAAGACCAACCGGAUUUAUCGACUGUACUUAAAAUGUUUGAUUCCUUUUUAGAUGUGAAUCAUUUAAAGAUCAAUCCGUAUCAAUUUGCUUUUGUUACAUGUGGUGACUGGGAUUUAAAAACAAUGUUACCAGGGCAAUGUAAAUCAUUGUGUAUAGAUGUUCCUGACUACUUGAAGCGAUGGAUUAAUUUGAAACAGGUUUAUUGCGAUGUGAUGGGUCAAUUCCCGUUCGGUAUGAUGUCCAUGCUGUCAGGAUUAAAUAUAAAACACACCGGUCGUCAUCACAGUGGUAUUGAUGAUUGUCACAAUAUUGCAAAGAUUUUAUGCGAAUUAAUUCGACGUGGUGCUACUCCAGAUAUCACUGGAAAUAUCAAAUAAUAUAUUGUUUAAACAUUUUUUGACCGGUAAUCUGUACAUUUUUUUUUCUAUUAGAAAAUGAAUUUAUUCCAUCUUGCA
Messenger RNA from Schistosoma turkestanicum, 721 nucleotides. The record is from the annotation of a GenBank genome assembly. NCBI's taxonomy places the organism in Eukaryota, Metazoa, Platyhelminthes, Trematoda, Strigeidida, Schistosomatidae.